ACGGAAUUUUCACAGUAAAUGUCAUAAACAACAUGUACCACCAAAACCCUGCAGCCAAAGCUGGCUGCACGAGCGGCUUUCGGAGGCAGCGCGCACAUUUGCCGCUGCUGCGUAAACGCCGCGUGCGAGCGUGGCAGAGGCAGUGAGGCGUCAUCACGGGCCGCUGAAGCAGGACCCGCGGCGGGGGAGGGGGGAGUCCCUCCAACUACAAUGUUGGGACGGCCCUUUCAGUCUCUCGCAAACCCUCGCACGCGCCGCGGGCUCACAGAGGCCCCGGGGUGACACCGCGUUCGUCAUGCGCCGCGCGGGGUGAUUGGGCAAACCCGGACUUGGAGUGCCCGGUCAUCCUGCUGGACCCCUUGACCGUCCCACGCCGCGACAGCCGCGGCUCGCACCAUGACGAAGGGCAAGAGCGUGCGGGGCCACCUGGGCGCCGGUGCGGGCCUUCACCUGCUGAGCCGCGGCCUCCUGCAGGCGGCCGUCGUGUCGAGCCUGAGCCCCGGCGAGCUGCUGGCGCUCUCGGGGGUCUCCACGGACCACCGCGACCUGGUCAUCAACGUGGGCGGCGCGCGCUACUCCCUGGGUCGCGAGGCGCUCCGCGACUUCCCGCUGGGCCGCGUGCGGCGGCUGCGCGACUGCGUCUCGGAGGCCGAGGUCCUGGAGCUGUGCGACGACUGGGACCGCGACUCGAACGAGUACUUCUUCGACCGGCACGCCGACUCGUUCCGCGCCGCCGUGGGCUACGCGCGGCACGGCCGCCGCCUGCGCCUGCUGCCGCACAUGUGCGAGCUGUCGUUCCGCGGCGAGCUCGCCUACUGGGGCCUGGACGGCCACGCGUGCCUCGAGCCGUGCUGCGUCAAGAGGCUCGACGAGAGGAUGGCCGAGUGCGCGUUCGGCGCCGCCGCCGCCGACGCCGAGAGGCGGGAGGCGGCGGAGGCGGCGGCGGCGGCGGCGCUCUCCCCGACGCCGCCGUGGCUCGAGCGCAUGAGGAGGACGUUCGAGGAGCCCGGCUCGUCGGUGCCUGCGCACAUCCUGGCCGCGGUGUCCGUGCUCUUCGUGCUCGUCUCCGUGGGGCUGCUGUGCGCCAGCACGCUGCCCGAGUGGAAGGCGAGCGAGCGCACGGGCAGCGCGCACGACAACAGCAGGAUCAUCGAGGCGGUGUGCAUGGGCUGGUUCACGGCCGAGUGCAUCGUGCGCUUCCUCAUCGCGCGCGACCGCCUCCGCUUCUUCCGCCAGCCGCUCAACGCCAUCGACGUGCUCGCCAUCUCGCCCUACUACGUGGCCGUGGCGCUCGCCUCGGCCGGCGCCGACACCCCGCAGCUGCAGCGCGCCGGCGUGACCCUCCGCGUGCUGCGCAUGCUGCGCAUCUUCUGGCUCCUCAAGCUGGCGCGCCACUCCGUGGGCCUGCAGACGCUCGGCCUCACCCUGCGCCGCUGCUACCGCGAGAUGGGUAUGCUGCUCAUGUUCGUCGCCGUGGCGAUGGCCAUCUUCGCCGCCCUUGCGCAGCUGCUCGAGGCCGGCCUCGACGUGGACGGCCACACGUCGGACUUCGCCAGCAUCCCCGCCUCGUGCUGGUGGGUCAUCAUCUCCAUGACCACCGUGGGCUACGGGGACAUGUUCCCCAUGACGGUGCCGGGCCGCGUGCUGGGCGGCGCGUGCGUGGUGAGCGGCAUCGUCCUGCUCGCGCUGCCCAUCACCUUCAUCUACCACAGCUUCGUGCAGUGCUACGGCGAGCUGCGCCUGCGCGCCACGCGCAGCGGACGCAUCCCACCGAGUCCCCUCUUCAUGGACACGGACGGCUAGAGGAGCGCGGGGGGGGGGGAGAUGCUGACACUGACUCUUGAGUUCCAUGCCUCGUCACAAACUCCCUCCCCACCCCACCCCGAACCUCCACCACCUCGUUCAUCGUGAACUGCUCGCGGGAGACAUUUGCGUGAGCAGUGGGGGUGGACUUGACCCGAACUCUGGCAUGAGCCUCGUGCCCCCCAACCCACCCACACUUGCUAAUGAACAUCGAUCGUCAGUGGUGAAGGUUAUCUAGUUACACGGGUGGAUAUCGGCGUGGGGGGUGGGGAGGGAGUUGACGUUGGCACGUGGGCCCCUACGGAGACGCCCUUUGGGAUCUCUCGCAGAGGGAGGGCGUCGCUCCGUGCGGGAGAACGGCCCGCGGAACGAGACCCGCAGAACUGCUCGCGAGGUCGCUUAAAGUGACCUCUCAUCCGCACGAGCGCUGCCCCCCCCCCCCCCCCCGGCACCAUUCAGAGGUGUGUCCUCGGGGUGGCUGGAGAUGCCCUCGAGUUGAGGUCAAAGAGCUCCACGCAGACGACCACGGCUCUUGUGAUGUCACCGCCACCGCCACGCUGCGCCAUCGCUUCCUUCCUUCGGCCAGGUCCCCUGGAAGCCGUUGUGCAGUCGACACCCUGGCCUUCUCGUGCUGCGCCCUGAGCUUCACCCCCCGCUCAAUACGUAGCACUGAAGAUGGUGGUCGUAGUUGUGGAGGAGGUGGUAGUGGUCGUAGUUGUGGAGGAA
Messenger RNA from Lethenteron reissneri (Far Eastern brook lamprey), 2529 nucleotides. It is a transcript of the gene KCNG3, whose product is annotated as potassium voltage-gated channel modifier subfamily G member 3. Gene Ontology annotation, cellular component: voltage-gated potassium channel complex; membrane. Lineage: Eukaryota; Metazoa; Chordata; Hyperoartia; Petromyzontiformes; Petromyzontidae. Gene Ontology annotation, biological process: potassium ion transmembrane transport; protein homooligomerization; action potential. The record is from RefSeq and is a predicted model, not a curated record. Gene Ontology annotation, molecular function: delayed rectifier potassium channel activity.